Drosophila bipectinata is the source of this 4232-nucleotide messenger RNA. RefSeq lists its product as uncharacterized. The record is from RefSeq and is a predicted model, not a curated record. NCBI's taxonomy places the organism in Eukaryota, Metazoa, Arthropoda, Insecta, Diptera, Drosophilidae. Gene Ontology annotation, biological process: cell adhesion; extracellular matrix organization. Gene Ontology annotation, molecular function: cell adhesion molecule binding. Gene Ontology annotation, cellular component: extracellular matrix.
GAUCUUCAGUUUAGCUUCGAACCUCCGCCAGACAAGUCGUGUCGACGGCUACUCCUCCAGUGGCCAGUGGUUAAGUCAAGUCCCUAACGCGGCUCAAACGUUGUCGGAAUUUAAAGCCCGAGAGAGAAGAAAACAGAAACUGCAUCAUUUGCAUAAAGCAAAUAGAAAACGUAACAAAAAUAACUUGGGCAAAAGUUUAUUCGAACUGGUCGUGUUGUUUCCAUGUCGAAUUACUGACAUUUUUCGCGUGCCCGUUUCUUGGACAUUUCCAGCCGUAUAUCGUGUUUGUUUUGAACAAAAAAAUAGUGCAUCGAUAUUGCUUGAAUAAAUAUUGGAUUUCUGAACUAGAAGUGAGUCAUGAAAGUCUCAUUGGCACUGUGGGGCACUCUGUGCCUGUGGGUGGUCGCCGCGAAUGCCCAAGGAUUUAUCCCACCUCCCAACGCUGGACUGCACAAUGCGCCGCCCUUUCACAACUCGCAGCGCCGCCAGUUGAAUCUGCAACAGUACAACCAGCAAAACUUUGUCCAGGCGGGUGUGGAGCUGCCCAUUCCCCACCGUCCCCAGCAGCACACCCACAUCCACCACCAGGCACCGCAGCAGCAGCACCGCUUUGGGCAGUUCCCACAGCAGCAGCAGCAGCAGCAGGCCCAGCAGCAACAGCAUUUGCAACAAAACCAACAGUUCCAGCGCUCGACCCAAAACCAACUGCAGACAGCUCCCCAGUUCCCGCAGCAACAUCCGCAGCAUCAGCAGUUGCCCUCACCGGCCGGAGGCCUUGAUCUGCAUCACCAGAACUUUUUGGAUUUGCGUAACUUUGCGGGAUCCCAGCAACCCCAGCAGCAGCAGCAACAUCGUCACAAGCAGUUUGACUCGCGGCUGCAAUCCACGGCUUUUCCUCCUCAGCCUUCGCCGGAAACCUACCAGCAACAGCAACAGCAACAACAGCAGCAGCAAUUCGGCUUCCAGCAGCCCCAGCAGUUCGGGCCCCAAGUGCUGCCCCAGACCACGCAGAAGCUGCCCAGCCAGGCUCCAGUGCCCACCUUCCAGACCAUUCCCCAGCAGCAGCAGCAGCAACAGCCUGCUUUCAACUACCAGCAACAGCCCAACCAGCAACAGUAUCAGUUGACUCCUCAGCUGGGAUUGCCGGUGCCCCAAAUCUUCAGCAACGUUCAGGCCACUCCAUUCCCAGAGCCGACCCGGGGAACCUUCCAGCAACAGCCCCAACAGCCACACCAGCAGGUCCAACAGCAACCCCAGUUCCAGCAUCAGUUCGUAAACGCGCAGGCCCCGAUCCAGACCCAGACGCAGGCUGCCGACCAGGAGUACAAGCAGAAACUGAUCCAGAAGCACGAGCAAUUCGUGGCCAAGCAGUACGAGAAGCAGCAGCACAAGGUGCGCCAGCAGCAUGAGGAGUUCCUGGCCAAGCAGCACCAGAUCAAGCAGCACAUUCUGCCCACAAUCAUCACGCAACACAAUGGAAACUUCCAGAAUCCUCAGUAUGUGGGAGGUCCGGUGCGAGGAAGGCCGGUGGCACAUCCCACGGAGUACAACCAGUUCAACAGUGCCCUGCAGCAGUACUACAAGGAGCACCCGACCACGACCACUACUACAACCACAACUACUACUACAACGGAGGCUACCACCACGCCCAAGAAAAACAUCUACGCCCAGGUCAAGUCUGAGCUUGGAAAGUACCCAACCCAGAAGGGAAAGAAGCCAGUGAAGACCAUUGCCCGCGAUGACUUGCUCAAGCAACUGAAGGCCGCCUUGUCAGAGGCUCCGCAGCAACCACUGACCGGCAACAAGACCUAUGACGAGAUGGAUCUGGUGCUGCCCAAUGGGCAACGGGUGCAGGUGAUCCGGACCACAGACCCCAACCUGGUGCAGGGCCAAAAGGCCUACUCUCAGGAGCAGUUGCAGACCUUGCUGGCUCAGCAGGCUUUGGGAGGCGAUGCUAAGCUCAGUCUCAGCGAUGUGGCGCCAUCCAAGAGCAAGGACCUCGAGUUGCCCGGUGGCGGAAAGGUGCAGAUCCUCCGAUCCCCCGACCCACAAGAGUCGGACUCCCUGCCAACCGGGUCCCUGCCAGGCGGCGUCGAUCUCUCCGGCCUGGCCGCUCUGUACGGAGGAGGAGCUGGCGACAUCCAGGGUAUCAGCAGUGGAGCCAACAGUAUUGCCAGUUCGGCGGUUAUCACCUCCGACUCGGAUGAUCCACCAUCGCUCGAGGAACUGGCCAAGCGGGGACUCAUCCCCGACGGCUAUGAGAUCGAGGGCCUGAGUCCAAAGUCCCAGGCACCGGCCACCGCUGCUCCUCCCCCAGUGCCUGCCAAGAAGAAGGCCACAUACGUGUACCUGGAGGAGCAGUCCGAUGGCAGCUUCAAGAUUCAAGGAGUCAAGGCCAACGGCGAGAAAGAGACUAAGCAAACGGGCGCCGAGGUGGAGAGUAUUCUGGAGCGAAUCCGUAGCGGCGAGAUCAAGCUUCCUCCCUCUGUUUCCCGCCUGACCCUGCCCAACGAUGAACUGGUAGAGAUUAAGAGCGGCAAGAUCAUCCAGACCACCAGAGCGCCAAGCACCACGACCUCGACCACCACUACCACGACCACCACACCCACACCGUUUGUUUCCCGUGGAACACCCCACAACCACAGGCAGUAUCACCCAUCCAGGAUUUCGACCUCUACUACCACAAGCACCACCACAACCUCCGCUCCAGUGACUCAGCGUCAUAAUUUGUUCUUCGAGAGCACCACCAACCAAGCCAAUGCCGCCAGCCUCGUUCGCACCACUCCCGCCCCCAUUUACAGUGCUUCGACGGUUACGGUUGCGCCUUACCUGGGCGGAGCCUCCACCCACUUCCCCGUGGUCACCGAGCGACUGUCGGAUGUCACCCACAACCCAGAACCGGUGCCAUCCAACACCCAAUACGCCGAUGCCCUUGUCCAGGAGACGGAGAACAGUGAGAAGGCUGCCCAGGCCAGCCCUGCUGUCGGUUCCGUGCUGUCUAACCCUAGCGAGGAUCUGAUCCAAAUCCUCAAGGCCAAUGGCCUGUUCGCCAUGGCCAAGUACCUGCGGCAGUCUGGACUGGAUAGCAUCCUGAACGAGACGGGUCCCUACACAAUUUUCGUGCCCACGGACAAGGCUUUCAAGAACUUGCUGGUGCAACUGGGCGGACCUGAGCGCGCUGAGGAGAAGUUCCAGUCCAACCCUAGGCUCUUGAGCGGGCUCUUACUUCACCACGUAAUCCCCGGAGCCUUUGAAAUUGCCACCCUGCAGGACGAGAUGACUGGAGUUUCCCUCGCUGGAACUCAGUUGCGAGUGAAUCAGUACAACAUGCACGACCAGGAGUGGAAUGAUGUGACUCUGACUACGAUCAAUGGAGCCAUGGUUGUGCUAAACAAGAAGGACAUCAAGAUACCACAGGGAGUGGCCCAUGCUGUGGACCGUGUGAUGUUCCCUCUGCCGGUCGGAGACUUGCUUCAAACGUUGCAGUCUGAUCGCGAGGGUCGCUUCAGCAACUUCCUGAAGAUCCUGUACACCUCUGGAUUGUCCGAGAAGCUGCAGAGCAAGGGUGUCAAGACAUACACUGUCUUUGCUCCAGUGGACAAGAGCUUCAGCGAACUGGACUCGGAUACUUUGGAGAAGCUCUACAAUGACAAGGAGGCUGCGGAGCAGUUUGCCAUGAAGCACAUCGUGCCGGGAGCUCUCUUCUCGGCCGGUAUGCGCUUCUACCAGGUCAAGGACUCGCUGUACACCGGCAAAACCGUGAUCCUGCAGAAGACGUCGGCCGGAAAAAUCAAGGUGAACGACGCCCAGAUGGUCACAUCGAACAUUCCGGCCACCAACGGAGUGAUCCACGCCCUGGACGGUGUCCUGGCGUGAAGAGACUAGAGCUGUCCGCCAGCAGUUUUAUCCAUAGUCCUUAAGAAGUAGCGUAAGCGAGGAGGAAGAGGAGUCUUCAUCAACCACAUACACAAAUUGCUUAGUGAAAUCUUGCCAAGGCCCACUUGCCAAGGUUGGGCUUGAGAAAAAUGCAAUCUCUAUUAUAAAACUGGUGCAAAUUCGUCGUUUGUAAGGGAUAGACACGGAUAAUUGGUGCUUCCGCAUACCUUACUGUAUCAUUUCUUUUUCGCCUUCAUAAAACAGUCAUUACACAUAGUUCAAUUUAAGAAAACGAGAAGAGAAUCUGUAAUUAAACACAAACACCAAGGAAUCUGUUUGGGAUCUAAGCUAAGUUC